AUGAUCGAUUAUGGAAUUAACUUGGGUGACGAAGCUGUUCGUUUUAUUCCAUGUCCUGGUAACUCACCAUGUUGUAGCUUUUCAGCAACGGAAUCUCAUCUCUUCUUUGGUCACAUUGGCGGUGAAAUCACUGUUUGUUGUAUGAACCACCAAUCUCUUUCCAUGCAGGUUGUUGCUAACAAGAAAAUAUUGAAUUCUACUGGUUUUAAUUUAGAGCAGAGUGAAAUAAAUAGUACAGAUUCACUUGAUUCUCUUAUGAUAGAUUGUAUUUGUGCUUGUCCUUUGACUUCAAUGGAAGAGACACUUUUAUCGGUUUUACAUGGUCGUCACACUGUGACGUUUUUAAAAUUCAACUCUUCGGAUAAAAUACAUGAAGGAGAAAAUAACUUGAAUAUAUAUCGCUCAGUGGAACUUCACAUGGAUGAGGGAUUUUUUCAGUAUACAAAUCGUACAACAGCGCAUUGCUGGAUUGAUAAUGAUACAUUUCUUGUUGGUUGCCUUGACGGAACUGUAUUGGCUGUCUCCGCAACAGAAGAAGUUUCACCGUGUAUUUUGUUGAAGGAAGAAUCACCAAUUGUACAAAUUUCAUGGAAUGUGAUGAAUAAUAUAUUUGUUAUUUCUUCUUUACGUCGUAGUGUUGUUGCUACAUAUAUGAAUGAUUCUCUGCAUGUAGUCCCAAUAGGAAGUAAACCAAGAGAGGAAGGUGUAUUUGGGGCUUGUGUUUGGCCUCUUAACGGUAGAGUGUAUGCGGCUCGGCAUAAUGCCCGUAUAUUUGAAUAUGAUACUACCGCUAGUGUGGUUACGCGUACAUAUCGUAUUCCCCAAGAUGUCGAGUUAGGCAUAAUGAAACCUCUUCUAAUACUAUCGAUGCCAUCAUCAUCAUCAUCAUCAUUGCUAAGAAAUACAUCUGAAAGUACGGACAAUCAUAUAGGAACUGAGGAAAGUGUAGAGAGGUUACAGUUUCCCAUAUUUUUAUGGUCAGAAGGGAAGAAUUUUGUUGGUAUCUUAGUUUUAACGUCUGAAGAUAUUUUUCAGGUAACACGACGUUUUACAGAUUUUUCUGUUGUUUCCACCGUACUUCUCUCUUCAUGGGCAUUAGUGUUAUGCUCAAAUGAUCACCUUAUGUGUGUUCCUUUAGUAAGGGAUGGGAUGCAAUCUCAACACGGCAGUGAUGAUACUUCUACUAACACAUUAGAGCCCCCAUCACUGGAACCAGUGGGAAUCUCAAAAACAGUGUACAAUAACGACAAUAAUAAUGAUAAUAAUAACGAUAAUAAUAAUAAUAAUAAUGAUCUCAUUACUACUUCCUCUUCUCUUAAAAUAAGUACUAUGGUCCGACGAAAGAGAAUAGUGAAGAAGAAGGUGCUUCUCGUGACGCGCCGCAGAAAAGUAGUAAAUGGUGAAAUACCGCAGCAGACAUUGGCGCCGAGUUCACACAGUACAAUAGCUGUAGGAUUUACUGAACCAUCUUUUUCUUCUACUCUCAAUAGUACUGAUAAUAAUGAUAAUGCCAAUGAUGAUAAUAAUAGUAAUGAGAGACACAGUAAUGAUAAACGUGAUCCUUCUCCAAAUUCCUCUUUUCCAAACGGAGAAACUUCAUCCAACAAUAUGAUAUUAUCGGAAGCAACAACUCUGGGUACUACUGCUAAUGAGAAUGAGUGUUUGGACAACAAGGUAAACAGAGAGGACCAAAUUAAAUUAACUAUUGAAAACUCAACUAUAUCAUCCUCUUUAGAAAAGGAAGAAAAAGAAGAAGAAAAAGUUCCUCUUGGUGAAAAUAGUGUAACUAGUUCUUCCAAGAUUGGUAGUAUGGAGAAAGAAGGUGAAAUAACAGAGAAAACAUUAAGAGAUAACUACCACCGAUUUCGUGUAGGGGUAAAUCACUUGAUACGUCUCUUUAAUGUUCAUGCUCUCCAUGUUGGAGAACAUUCUCAAAUUUACGCCAAUGUACUAGAGUUUCUUCCUUUCUUAGAGGAACAGAUGAUUGAAGCUGGACUUUUACUCUGGCCAUUUCAGGUGGUUUUACAUUUCUCAAGAAUAGGCUCGUGCUGUACUCAUUUACACUUGGCAUCUGGUCGUGCUAAAGAAACUAUUGGAAAGUUCUUUACUGAAGAAGAAGUUAUAGUAAAUGCUCUUCGUAAUGUACUAAGAUUUGCUCUUACAUGGUCUCUUCAUGAUACUACUGAAAAGUGGGAAAACUGUUGUAUGAAAACGCUUUAUUUACUACAUUUACUACUUGCAAUUCCAUGGCCUAUUUCUUCUGCAUCCGUUAUACAUACUAAAAAUAAAUCUUCUUUAACAAACCCUGGGGAAGAAGAGGAGGAGUUAGUCCUUCAGAAACUAGCAGAAGAGCAUUGGAUGAAGGAAGCUGAUAUUAUUGAAAAAUUAGUAGAACGCUCUGGGGCUGAUAGUAAUUACCUUGCACUGGUAAUUACACUCAGUAACUAUGUUGUAUUUUCUCCACAAACAAUUCAACCAGGUGGUGUGAGAUCGUUACGUCUUUCAGCUCUUAUGAAUGGUUACGAAAAAACUGCUGUAGAGUUGGCUCAUCUUCAAGCCACACGAUACAUCUCUAUAGAUUGUAAACGGCCGUUGCAUAUUGAGUUUCAAAUGGAGGAACUUAUUAUUAAACAAUCUCCUAAUAUUCUUGAAGUAUUUGAAGCUACAUUAUAUCCAUAUUCUGCCUUUUUUACAUAUUUUCCUUAUGUUUUUGCCACUUUUCCAUCCAAAGCUAUCAUUUUAGCAUUACAGCAUUAUCCUGGCACUUCUCUUUCAUACUUUGAGUGGGCAUUAUCAAGUAAUGUGCAGGGUACAGCAUAUCAAAUUCUACGAGAUGUUGGAAGUGAAUUGACGCGUCUUUCUCUUAAAGAUCUAGCAGAUGGUUUGGCAGAUUUGAUUUUAGCAUUGUACGAAACUGCAAGAUCUAGUCUUUUUGAUUCUCUUCCUGACUACUUAACUUGCUUACGAAUUUUACUUCAACAUCAUUUCACAUUAAUGCAGUGGACAAUGGAGGCUGAACGUGAACGGUUUAAGACGACAAUGGAAGGUCUUUGCGAUUCUAAAGGAGAGAGAGAAUUACAACUUCAAAUGGAAAAGGAAAGAGUAGGGAGUAUGAGGUUAACUAUGCCAUUUAUUCGACGUAAACUGGAUCGACUUGAAGAUGUUAUUCUAGAUCUUCUUCAACAUGUACAAACUGUGAUGAAUGCUUUAACCGCCAAAGGGACAGGAUCAGAGGGGAAACGGCAGUUGCAGCAGGAUAUACUGGAUCUCUUGGAGGAGUUUGAAUUUCCUGAAGGUAUUCUGGCGUUAUCAUGGACGCGAGAGUUUAUUAGCCGAUGUAUCUCUAAAAGCCGUGUGGAGCGUCUUAUGCCACUUUUUCAGCUUCCACGCGGUGGUACAGAGAGUGACUGGGUCUUCUUAUUCCAACAAGCGUAUGAGGAUGGUACAUUAGAAGUUGCCAUGUUAUUCUGUCUCACUGUGGAGAAAAUACCGAGCCGCGUGGAGCAUUUGCUGCGAGCUGCAUUUCCAACGCGGGCUGGAUCUGUAGAGGCUGCGAGUGGUGAUGAGCAGCUUGAACGUGUAGUGAAAAAACUCAGUAUGUUGUCUUGA
Trypanosoma theileri is the source of this 3609-nucleotide messenger RNA. RefSeq lists its product as uncharacterized. Bases 1 to 3609 code for a protein of 1202 amino acids. The transcript has a single exon. Lineage: Eukaryota; Euglenozoa; Kinetoplastea; Trypanosomatida; Trypanosomatidae. The record is from RefSeq and is a predicted model, not a curated record.